GUUCUUUCGAUCGGUUUAGCUAAAUAUAUCAUAAAAUGGUUAAUAAAGAGUUAUCUGAGUUACAGAUUAGAAGAGAAAAAAAACAAGGAUCCCUAAUAAUACAAGAAGGAACUGAUUCGUCAAUUUCAAGAAGCUAUAACUUUAAUGUAUGUCACAACAGAGAUACCUUUGCCGAGUUAAAGAGUGUUUAUCUAAUUUCCUCCUUUUAAUAAUUACAUGAUUCCUUUUUUUUAUCACUAUAACCAAAAGUAAUAGAAAAGAACAGGCUUUCGAAAGAAUUCUGUUCAGUCUUUAAGAUUUCGAAUCUUGAGUGUUCUCCUAUCUUAGUAUGUGAUUAUCUCUUUGUAGUGUUGUAUUUCAGGUUACAAACACUUACAAGUGAGGUUAUAAAGCAGUGUUAUAAAUUAUAUUAAUCUCUACAAGCAUUCAAAUUUAAUUCAUUAUGGCGAUACCUUUAUUUCCUACUUUGACGCCACGUAUAGUUGAUCCCCUGUGGUUUAGUGUUGAUAAAGCUUUGAAUGAUGAAACAGAAUUAAUCCAAUUGGAACUGGAACACAGGAAUUGGCUCACCAAAAUUUCUCAAAAAGAUUCCGAUCUCAUACCAAUUGGAAAAACUGCUACAGAGAGAGAAGAAGAAGAGGAAGAAGAAGAAGAAGACGAUGAUACAAAUGAUGACGAAGAAAGUGAAACUCAGGAUGAUGAAGAUGACGAGAUGGAAGUUGAUGUACCUUAUGAUCGCAGUGAAGCUCCACCAGGGUAA
Messenger RNA from Nezara viridula (southern green stink bug), 760 nucleotides. The record is from the annotation of a GenBank genome assembly. Lineage: Eukaryota; Metazoa; Arthropoda; Insecta; Hemiptera; Pentatomidae.